Silurus meridionalis is the source of this 4621-nucleotide messenger RNA. It is a transcript of the gene fgf6b, whose product is annotated as fibroblast growth factor 6b. NCBI's taxonomy places the organism in Eukaryota, Metazoa, Chordata, Actinopteri, Siluriformes, Siluridae. The record is from RefSeq and is a predicted model, not a curated record. Gene Ontology annotation, biological process: positive regulation of gene expression; positive regulation of protein phosphorylation; regulation of cell migration. Gene Ontology annotation, cellular component: cytoplasm. The transcript is spliced from 3 exons. The coding region runs from base 304 to 918 and encodes 204 amino acids. Gene Ontology annotation, molecular function: growth factor activity; fibroblast growth factor receptor binding.
GGCCACACACACACACACACACACACACACACACACACACGCACUGAGCGAUCCGGCGUUGCCCCUAAAAGCAAAGAGGCGAAACAUGCUAAUCAUUACGAUCAGCAGCAGCACAGCCACCGCACGUCGCAGCGCGCUCCUGCUCUGUCCCCCAUCGAGUCCGGGGACGUGCUUUGCUCCUGAAACCCUGCUCCGUGACGCUAAAAUAAGCUCGUGCGGCCAUGCCGGAGGCAGGGGAACGAGAGGAGCGGUAUUUUUAGCGCCGUGCGCCGCUGCGCACCACGUGCCCCCGCGGUAAACCGGAUGGCCAUUGCGCGAAGGUCGUUCGCCAGUAUGGUGCGCGAGGCCGGCGCGCGCUGGACGCUCGGCGCCGUGCUCCUCCUGGGCUUGCUGACCGAGAUCGGGCCGCCGGGCGCCGGCGCCAGCAACGGGACAUGGCCCGAGCGCCGCUGGGAGAGCCUGCUGUCGCGCUCCGUGCUGGCCAUCUCGGGAGAGAGAGCGGAGACAAGCUGGGAGAGCGACUAUUUGAUGGGAAUCAAGCGCGUGCGACGGCUUUACUGCAACGUGGGAAUCGGGUUUCACCUGCAGGUCUUCCCAGACGGCCGGAUCAGCGGCGUGCACGACGAGAACCAGUACAGUCUGAUCGAGAUCUCGGCGGUGGAGCGCGGCGUGGUGAGUCUGUACGGCGUCAAGAGCGAGCUCUUCGUCGCCAUGAGCAGCAGGGGAAGACUAUACGGCUCGCCCACCUUUAAACCCGAGUGCAUGUUUAAGGAGACCUUGCUGCCGAACAACUACAAUGCCUACGAGUCUUCCGUUUACAAGGGAUUCUACAUCGCUCUCAGCAAACACGGCCGAGUGAAGAGAGGCAACAAGGCCAGCACCUCCAUGACGGUCACUCACUUCCUCCCUCGAAUAUGAGCGAGGCGUGCAGAAACCGCUCUCGUUUUGCACAUGCCGUCCGGUCCGCUCUCUCUCUCUCUCUCUCUCUCUCUCUCUCUCUCUCUCCAACACGGGAGGCCCAAAGGACGACGACGCCGAUGACGAACUAUACGUACCCACCAAAAAAAGAAAAGAGAGAAUAUGAUUAUUUAUUUGUGACUUGAUAUAUGUAUAUUUGGAUAGCCAAAUGUUUUUGAUUUUUAUUAUAUAGGCCACUUUUUUGCUGCUUUUUCAUGAUGGACAUUGUUGCUCAUGGAUAUGGAGACUGCCUCUGUCUCUUCACCUUAUUCGGUCGCUUAAACAGGACGUAAGGAAAUACUGGAUGGAGACGACAAUAUGUGUUUUUUUUGUUAAAUGACCUCAGAGCUGCUUAUGGGUUAAAAGGAUUAACUUAUGCAGAGUUAUGCCGCUUUUGUUUGUUUGUUUGUUUGUUUGUUUGUGCCAAUGCAAGCUUGAUCGUUGUUGUUGUUUUUUUUUUUUGUUAUAUAUGCUAACAUAUCUUGAUUUCUAUUUAUUUUUUAUUAUUUCUUUAGUUCUCCUGCCAUGGAAAUGUGAGAGCACUUAAAGCAACACGGAUCCUUUUUUUCGCUGCAUGAUGAGCUGAGGUGCCUUGGCAUUCCUCCACGCCGCCCCUUUAACAUGCAUUCUCCGAACGCCCCAGGGAGUCAGAAAUAGGGCUGACACGUUAGCCAGGUCUCUGGAGGGACUCUCCCGCUGAGGAGGGUGUGUGGGUGUGUGUGUGUGGUUGGGGGUUGGGGGGGGAAGGUGUUUAGGAAUGGGUAUGAGGGUGUUUGAUGGCUGUGUUUAAUCUCGAUUUCCGAGUUGAAAAAAAAAGUAAUCGUUCUCCGUUACGUUUCCGGCGGGUUACUUAGAACUGUUUGCUAAUGCACUUCAGCUUCCUGAGAUGUGUUUCCGUUCGAACCUUGAGACCCUGCAAUGCUCGUCACUGGAAUGGCUGAACGGCGGUACACUUGAUAUAUGCUAAAAUAAGCUCGUUUUUAUAGUAUGUAUGUAUGUGCUGGUCUACUCAAGCAAUGAAGCUGCUGAACAUACCAAAAAGCUCGGCCCAAAAAAAACAAACAGGAAAAAUAUUUAUUUAUUCGUGUGUGUGUGUGUGUGUGUGUAAGAAGAGAGAGAACGAUCGAGAAAAAGAACGAGAGUGUGUGUGUGUGUGUGUGUGUGUGUGUGUGUGUGGAGCGAAGCAGCUCGUAGCAGUGUCCCCAGGGGAAGUGUGUGUAUGUGUGUGUGUGUGUGUGUGUGUGUGUGUGACAAGCUGCAAGGCUAAGCCUCUUUGCUGCAGCUGCACUGCAGUGCUGUCUCAGGGCUACUCUGCUGCUGUUAGCCAUGCAAAUAAAAUGAUAGGGUUGCUGCCGUAGCGUUUUUGCGUGCGCGAAGACAUCCGUGGCUCUUUGGUACCGACUCGAAAGGGCGAAAACACAGGUUUCGCUAGGCACGUUUUCGAAGGUGCUAUUUUCAUCCAGAGAAAAGAUGCACAUCGCAGCCACAUUUGUUUGUUCGUUCUCGCCGGAAACUAUGCGGCUCCGUGGGGUGGAGACGCCAGCUUCCGAAAUACCUGAGCGCAGCGAGCAUCAUCGCAGUUAUUCCUGUUAAAAAAAUACAAAAAAAAAACUCCAGCACUUGUCAAGGCCUUGGGAUUCCUGCAGUAACCUCGGGGCCAGGCCUGGUCAGAUAGCCGCCCAUUUUUAGUCCAUGCUCAAGGACACAGACAAACCCUGAGCCCUGAAGUUCUCGGAGUCACAGAAGCCUGUGAAUUCGUGUAUGGGUGUGAUGUAUACCAAUUGGAAGGUCCUACCACAAAACAGGGUAGCCAGAGGAUUUGAUUUCUGAACAUCCUCAAUCCUUCCCCCAUGUAAAUCCAUCAUCUUAAAUCUCAUAUCAUUGUUUAACACUGUUAUGUGAGUCUGAUUGUGUACUGAAAGUUGCAUGAACGCAUGAAAGGUUUUGGUGUUCGGUUUCAUUUUCACCCCUGCUUUCAUACCUUGAAAGAUUCUUUUAUAUCCAUCACAUCAACACUAUCAUGUGCAAGCACCUAAGUUUGGCUGUUGAAUAGAAAGCUGAUUACUCUUUAUCACGUUCUAUGGAAGAGUGCAGGAUCGAUUAUAUGAACUUGGCUCUGGUUCCUCACUCAUGUCAUUACUAUGUGUACGAGUACCACAAUGUACACGCUAUGGACAACGUCUUUUGUGGACACCUGAAUAUAAGAUUGUGUGCUACUUUUUGAACAUCCCAUUCCACAUUGAGUUCAAAUUUGCUCUUGUAAUAACCUCCACUAGGAACCCCUGGGAGGUUGUUCCACUAGAUUUGUGGCGAUUUGUUCUCAUUCGGACACCGUUCUGGCUUUGUACUUUGUAUUUCUGGAAUAGUUUUGGGUUCAACGAAGAAUUUCAUGCUAGCGCACCCAAAGACGUCUGAUAAAUUAGCGUCCCUGUAACUUGGGAUCAGUUUGACGAAGAAGCACGUGUGGCUGGAGAAGUCUGGCGUCCCAUCUUAACUUUUGUGCAUAGAGUGCAUUUGUUGUCAAUCGAAUCGCAUUGUUCGAAACUCACAACAAAAAAAAAGCAUCACGUCACCAAAGUUUCUCCUGCCAAAGGAAUUUUUAGAUUGUCAUGCAUGCCUUAGAUUUGGAACAGAAGGAUGUGGCGCACGAACGUCUGAGAACGGGGAGCGAUUCCUGAAUGCAGACGUGCACGUCAAGCAGAUUUAUUGAGACAGCUGUAAAAAUGUUUAUUGGCCAUCCAAUAUGGAAGCCGCUUUCCUGUGAGAUGUGGCCUGUCGACCUCAGGAGAGCCACGAAUGUCUUUGUGAAGGUGGGCCGAACCCUCUGUUCUCCACAACAACAACCCCCCCCCUCAGGAGGCUCAGGAAUCCACGGCGCACCAGGCAUCAGAAUGUCAUACGAGUCCUGCGAUUGGGGAUCUCGUUGUCCUCUCAAGCUUUUUUUAAAGGGUGCAGCUGAGCCCGGUUGCUAGAUAUCCCCUUUCUGAGAAAUGCACGUGUGUGUGUGUGUGUGUGUGUGCGUGUGUGUGUGUGUGUGUGUGUGUUAGGGGACGUAAACAAAUUCUAAAGAUUGUCGGGAAAUUCACUGGAAUUUUGGUAUCGUUCUGUGAUUCAGAUUUGAUUAGCAUUAGAUUCAGUCAUUCACUUAUUUAUUUAUUUAUUUAUUUUAUUUUUAUUAUUUAUUAUUUAUACGUCACAGUACCUCAGAUUUCAGCCAGCUCGUAUCCGUCCGGUAAAAGCGUUUGGAUACUGUGAUAACGAGGGAGCGUUUGUGAAAUUGUCAAAUCUCUUUCUUUCUCUCUCUCUCUCUCUCUCUCUCUCUCUCUCUCUCUCUCUCUCUCUCUAUUCUGUUUUUUAUUUCUUUCUGUUUCCUCUCCUCCCUCAUUGUGUUCUCCCCAACCGUUCUCCUUUUUGUUCUCCACUGUCGAACAUAUACCUCACCUCCUGCCUUAGUUAUGAUUUCUUACAGCAAUUGCGAAGCGACAGGAAACACGUCUUCAGUUUGUUUUUGGGGAAAGAACAAACAACGACAAAAACGACGAUGAUGCGUGUGCAAAUUAAUAUAUAUUGGGGGGAGGGGGAUGGGUUUUCCUUUUAUUUUUGUACGUAUGUGCUGUGCACAGCAGUGUAACCGUAUUCCUGAUACCAAUAAAAAAAAAAGUUU